CCGGCGACGACGGAGAAGCGGAGGAAGAGGAAGAAUGUUUACAGAGGGAUAAGGAAGCGUCCAUGGGGGAAAUGGGCGGCGGAGAUUCGAGAUCCACGAAAAGGUGUCAGAGUCUGGCUUGGGACGUUCAACACGGCGGAGGAAGCUGCCGUGGCUUACGACGUAGCGGCGAAACGGAUCCGCGGUGAUAAAGCCAAGCUCAACUUCCCAGAUCUGACUCAUCAUCCUCCUCCUCCUAUUCCUCCGCAGGUGUUGUCAUCACCCUCCGUGUCAUUAACUGAUCAUCAGCCUCCGGCGAAGAAGCUCUGCGUAGUAUCUCAGAGCGAGUUAAUAACUCAGCCGAGUUACUCGGUGGAGUGCGUUGGGUUUGGGAACGGGGACGAGUUUCAAGAACCGAGUUACGGGUUUGAGACUGAUUACGAUCUGAAACAGCAGAUAUCGAGC
Messenger RNA from Camelina sativa (false flax), 444 nucleotides. The record is from RefSeq and is a predicted model, not a curated record. Lineage: Eukaryota; Viridiplantae; Streptophyta; Magnoliopsida; Brassicales; Brassicaceae.